Alligator sinensis (Chinese alligator) is the source of this 3155-nucleotide messenger RNA. RefSeq names its product basal body orientation factor 1 (gene BBOF1). Lineage: Eukaryota; Metazoa; Chordata; Crocodylia; Alligatoridae. Bases 77 to 1660 code for a protein of 527 amino acids. The record is from RefSeq and is a predicted model, not a curated record. The transcript is spliced from 11 exons.
GCGGCUCGGCGCUGUCCCCCGGGUGCCGGGGAGACGGCCCCGCGCUGGGGCUCGCCGUCGGCUGCGGGGCGACAGGAUGCCGAAAGGGAAGGGCGCGAAGCGGGGCAGAGCGAAGAAGGGGACCCCGGGGGAGGUGAAGGUGGACAGGGAGUCGGAGGCCGAUCGGGCCAAGGCCAGCGCAGCGCUAUGGGAGGCCCGGCUGGAAGUGACGGAGAUCUCCCGGGCCGAGUACCGCGAGGCCGCCCGCCUGUUGGCCAAAAACAAUGAGGACCUGGCCUGGCAGCAGCGCCGGGUGGAGAAGGACACGGUGGAGGUGAUCAGCUUCCUCAAGAAGCAGGACGUGGAGAAAGACAAGCAGAUUGAUAAACUGAAGCAGCAGCUAACUGAUUUGAAGCAGCAAGCCCAAGAAGACAGUGAGAAGCUGACAGAAUAUUACUCCAAUCAGUUAAAAGAACUGGAAGAAAGAUUCCACAAAAAGGCCAGAGAGAUCAGUUUAAUUCAAGGAGAACUGAAAGUUAUAAGGGAAUUUCGCAAGAAGAAAGCACACAUGGAGAAAGAAUUAGAAGAUAUAAAAGAAAGUAUGCAGAUCUCAAACAGGGAACAUCAGGAGAUAGUUGGAAGGCUAGAAAAGAAGUUUCUUGAGGAAAAGCAAAGACUAGAAAGAGAUGCUGAGAAGAAGAUAGUAAUUCUGGCAGAGAGAGCCCACCAUGAGGCAAUUAUGCAGUUGAACAGCACUGGGAGAGCUGUGUUCAAGGAGAAUGUUCGUCUUCAUGAGGCUCUUGCUUACCACCUGAAGGAGUCAGAAGAGCUACAAAAAAUCAAGGAGCAGCUGGAGAAGGACAAAGCUCUUCUCUUGCAGGAGAAGGAAACCAAUGACAGUUUGGUUCAGGAAAAGAUCCUGCAAAUAACUCAGCAGAAAGCCCAGAUCCAGGAUUUGCAGCACAAGGUAGAGAAGCUGGAGAUAGCCCUACAUCAUAUGACCAGAGAGUUUGAAACAGAAAUUCAGAAAACACAGCAUCAGGCCUUAGUGCCGAACCAGGCAUGUAUGGUAGAGGUUAACAAGCUGCAGCAACUGCUGGAGAUGAAGGAUCGGGAGAUGAACCGAGUGAAAAAACUGGCCAAGAACAUCUUGGAUGAAAGGACUGAGGUGGAAAGGUUCUUCCUAGAAGCUCUGGAACAGGUGAAGCAUGAGAUCAUAACCAGCAGGAAGCGCUGCAGGCAGUUGGCCCAGGCUGCCUAUCAGAGGAAAAUGAUGGCAGCAUUUGCAGGGAAAGAAGAGUACCCUAACAUCAGAACAUUUAAGAGCCACCUCAACAGCACAAAUUACAUGUUCAGCAAUCCAUGGGAGGCAGAAAAAUGGACAGAUACCCAGUUAGAGAAGGUCGAUAUCAGUGAGCUGACCUGGGAACAGAAGGAAUAUGUUCUGAGGGCACUGUUUGCAAAAAUUAAUGCCUUGAAUCAACGAAAAGGCAAACAAGUUUUGGUCCCUUUGGCUCCAGCUGCUGUUAUUACUACUGCUGGAAAAAGAAACAAGACUGGCCCAGAGAACACUGCUUCCAGCCAGACCUUCAUUACACAGCAGGCUCCACUGUCAGAGUCCACCUCUCAUGCAACAGCCCUUCCAGAUAUUCGAAUGGUAACAGCACAGAAGAGAGAGUAAAGCAUCACACACUAAAAGAACAAGCCAUCAGAACCAUCACAGCUGUUGCCUGACUUAUUUAUUUUCUUCUGGGACUUCUCUUAUGCAAUUGGAGUGAUGCUGAGGCUGAGAUUGUAUCCUGAUUCUCUUAUAGUACUGCUAGUUUGACUGCUUCUCUGAAUCCAACCUGAAAAGUCACUGUAAGCUUAUAAAGUGUUUCCCCCCUUUUUAAAAUAAAACCUUUUUUAUUCUUCCUCUGGCCCAAGGUCUGUUGGUAGUCAGGGUUACCUCAGGCUCCUGCUACAGAGUUUAAGCUAAAAGCUGUGAUACCACAAUAUAGGGUAUGUCAUUGUAUUUUGAAGAUGGUAUCUUUCUACUCUGGAAUAAAUGCAUUUGUAUAAGCCUAAAGAACUUUUGGAGUAAAGCGAUAUAUAUAGGAACCUGCUGAAGGGCCUUCCUUGCAGUACUGAGCUGUGUAAAACAAGGAGCUGACUUGGGUCCGAGCAGAUUUAGUUACAGGAAAAAUGGAACCUAUUACAAGGGGCAAAUCAAUGACAUGUCAACAGUAUCUCAUGGCAAACCAGGGUCAUUGCCUGAAGAAAUUUAUUAGCAAUUUUAUUCAUAAUCAAAUUGAAGAAUGUGAGAACUUUCCUCUAAGAUAUAACAGAGAAAAUAAGAUACAAAUAUUAGCGGCUUCACAAUAGUUGUAUUGAAGUCAGGCAGUUGUCAGUUACAAAAGGCAUCAUUAUCAGAAGACAGAAUACAAAAAGUGCUCAUAUUGUUUUAUUUGAUUAGACCAGGGGUGUCAAAUACACAGCCUAUGGGUUGGAUCUGGCCCAUGGAGUUGCUGUAUCUGGGCCACUGGCCUACCAGCAGCCUACCAGAAGUUGUGGGGGUAUGGCCUGCCACAGAAUUUGGGGCCCUUUGGCACUGAUGGCUAUGGCUCCUGACAGCGAGCUUGGCUGGGUGCCCUCCCUCUGGAUUGACUACUGCCAGGCCCCCUGUCACUGCUGGCAGCCCCACUGUCACUGCUACUCAAACCCCUCCCAUACUAGUGGCCAUAGUACCCACUGGAUCUGGUCCACAAUGAGACCCACAACUUGGAUCCAGCUCUAAGCCCCAGUUGAGUUUGCCACCCCUGGAUUAGAUCAACAAAUCAUGAUUAGAAUCAGCAUAUUUGCUUGACUUUCCACAGCUGCAGAGACAAACUUUCUGCAAAUCACUGUUGACUGGACUGAGUCCAAGUGAACAUUACCCUUCAUCCUACCUCAUUGCAGGACCUUUCCAUAACCACUCAAGGAUUGCAUUAGACACCAACUAAGUAACCCCUUCUUGGGUGAUGGAACCCAGGACCACAGCUCCAAACAACACAGAACUUUAUCCCAUGGACUCACAGAACUUCCUUACCUGGCUCUCACACUGGGGAGUAUCGUUCACUUGCAGAUAAUAUGAGCAUCUAUGACAGUAACCAAAGCAGUAGGCAGUAGCAAUACAGACCUGCAUUAUGAAAAGAAAC